Messenger RNA from Manihot esculenta (cassava), 2622 nucleotides. Its product is annotated as xyloglucan glycosyltransferase 4. The record is from RefSeq and is a predicted model, not a curated record. Bases 320 to 2308 code for a protein of 662 amino acids. The transcript has 4 exons. Lineage: Eukaryota; Viridiplantae; Streptophyta; Magnoliopsida; Malpighiales; Euphorbiaceae. Gene Ontology annotation, cellular component: Golgi apparatus. Gene Ontology annotation, molecular function: glycosyltransferase activity.
AAAUCAUAUGAAAACGAGUAUUCUCUCUCUGUCUUCCAUUUCUUUAGCUUUUUUUAUUUCAAAUCUCAUGCCUCAACCUCAAAUCCUGCACUCUCUUUCCACUCUGCUUCCCAAGAUCCACAGUGAACUGCAAACUAUAUAAAACAGAGUAUUUCUUUUUCUUUGUUAUCCCAUUCUCAUCUUCAAUCAUGUAUUUAUCUCGCAACUAAAUUCCCAAUUCAAAAUUAUUGGUUCUUCUCCUAAAUCUUGAUCUGGGUGUCAAGUUUUGCUCUGUUUUCUCUGUUCUUGCUGUGGAAUUUUGAGCUCAAGCUGAAAGAAAAUGGCUCCAAACUCAGUUGUUGUCACCUUGGAGAAGCCUAAGGACUUCUCUAUAGUAGAAAUCAAUGCUUCAGAUCCAUCUUUGUUUCCUGAGAAACAAAAGGCUGCAAGUCCCAAGCAAUUCACAUGGGUUCUUCUCCUCAAAAUCUAUAAAGCUCUCACUUGCGUUUCAUGGUUUGCAAUGGUUUUUAAAUCCACAUUUCUCUCAAUAAAGAAACGCAUUGCUUUCUCUGAAAUGAGUGAAGAGGAGCCCAGAAGUAGAGGAAGGUUGUACAGAUUUAUCAAAGCAUUUCUUGCUAUGUCAAUAGUAGCUUUGGUAAUAGAAAUUGUUGCCCAUUUCAAGAAAUGGAACUUGAAUCUGAUACAUCCAUGGGAGAUUCAGGGUCUUGUUCAAUGGUCUUAUAUGGCUUGGUUUUCAUUUAGAGUUCAUUACAUUGCCCCUCUGGUGAUUAAACUUUCACAAUUCUGUACUGUUCUGUUCCUGAUUCAAUCUCUCGACCGGCUAGUUCUCUGUCUCGGCUGCUUCUGGAUUAAGUACAAGAAGUUGAAGCCUGAGAUAAAUGGUGAGGCUUAUGAUAUUGAGGAUCCUUCAACUUUUCCAAUGGUUCUUGUUCAGAUUCCAAUGUGCAAUGAGAGAGAGGUGUAUGCACAAUCCAUUUCUGCAGCUUGUCAGCUUGAUUGGCCAAGGGACAGAUUGUUAAUUCAAGUCCUAGAUGAUUCAGAUGAUGGAAACGUGCAGCUUCUAAUCAAAGAUGAAGUUUCUUCUUGGCGUCAGAAAGGAAUCAAUAUAAUCUACAGACAUAGAUUAAUUAGAACAGGAUAUAAAGCAGGCAAUCUCAAUUCAGCUAUGAGCUGUGACUAUGUCCAGGAUUAUGAAUUCGUCGCGAUUUUCGAUGCAGACUUCCAGCCAAAUCCAGAUUUCCUCAAGCAAACAGUCCCUCACUUCAAGGGGAAUCCUGAGUUGGGUCUAGUUCAGGCUCGCUGGUCAUUUGUGAACAAGGAUGAGAACUUACUCACAAGGCUUCAAAACAUCAAUCUAUGCUUCCAUUUUGAAGUGGAACAGCAAGUAAAUGGUGCUUUUCUCAACUUCUUUGGGUUCAAUGGAACAGCAGGUGUGUGGAGAAUUAAGGCUUUGGAGGAUUCAGGAGGGUGGCUUGAGAGGACAACUGUUGAGGAUAUGGACAUAGCUGUUAGAGCACACUUAAAUGGAUGGAAAUUCAUUUUUCUCAAUGACGUUAAAGUGCUCUGUGAAUUGCCAGAAUCAUAUGAAGCUUACAAGAAACAGCAGCAUCGCUGGCAUUCUGGCCCCAUGCAACUGUUCCGCUUGUGCCUUCCAGCUAUAAUCACUUCCAAGAUAUCAAAGUGGAAGAAGGCAAAUCUGAUAUUUCUUUUCUUUCUUUUGAGGAAACUUAUACUUCCCUUUUACUCAUUCACACUAUUUUGUAUAAUACUUCCAUUGACCAUGUUCAUCCCCGAGGCAGAGCUACCUCUUUGGGUGAUUUGUUACAUACCCAUUUUCAUGUCCUUCUUGAAUAUUCUUCCUGCCCCAAAAUCCUUCCCUUUCUUGGUUCCAUACUUGCUCUUUGAGAACACCAUGUCUGUAACAAAGUUCAAUGCCAUGGUGUCUGGUCUAUUUCAGCUUGGAAGCGCUUAUGAAUGGGUUGUGACCAAGAAGACAGGAAGAUCAUCAGAGUCUGAUUUAUUAGCUUUUGCUGAGAGGGAAUCCAAAUCUUCAAAAGAAGAGAAAAUACAUAGGAGACAUUCAGAGUCUGGUUUGGAAUUGCUAAGUAAACUCCAGGAACAAGAAGCACCUCGUGUAAAAAAGAGAAAUAGGAUCUACAGGAAGGAACUUGCUCUUGCUUUUCUUCUGCUAACUGCAGCAGCAAGAAGCCUCUUGUCUGCCCAUGGAGUUCAUUUCUACUACUUGCUUUUUCAAGGUUUAUCUUUUCUGGUUGUUGGGUUGGAUUUGAUUGGUGAGCAGAUUAGCUGAGGAGCAGCUAGCAUGUACUGUCUCGCAGAUUAAGCUUAAAGCAGAUAAAUCCUUUUGGUGUUCAUAAAGAAUCAGAAGCAAAAAAGUAAAGAAAAAAAAUGCAGUUCUCUGGCAGCCAACUUUUCCCUGGAACUGGUUUACAUUACAGAUAGGAGAUGUUGAUAUAAUGCUACUGAGGUACUGGAAAAAGGCUGGGGUUGAGAAAAGUUAAGGUUGUACAAUAUCCAUGUAUGAAAUAAUGAGGAGCCAAUAUUCAUUUUUUUUAAUCUUUAAAUACUUUGGAAUAAAGUAAUUUGAUACAAGAUUUGUCUUCA